GAUGAUGAUGAUGAUGAUGAUGAUCAUGACAAUUGAAUGAUGAAAUAAGUGGAUUAAUGAAAGUCGAAACAAAUGUGAUCAUCAGUAUAUGGGGAAGGGUUUUGAAAAGUUUUAAUAAAUGAGGUGAGUUUUCGCUGGCCGCUAGUCAACGAUAAGAAUUUUAAUGUCAGUCAAGUCAGUACUUGCAUGCAAUUGCCGUCUACACUCAAUACUGAAGAUCAGAUCAAAAGGCCAGAAAGAAUAAGCACAAGGAACUCGGUCUGGUUGGCAGCGAACCAAACAACAAAGAACCUAUCACCCAACAAAAUGAAGAAGAAAUUGGAGAUGGAUUGGAUUGAACAUACACUGAGAAGACGGUUUGAGGACAUCAUUGUUACUAUCACAACCUUUAAAAAAAAAAACAGAUACUGCGUAUUAUUGAAGUUUAUGCUAUACCCUCGUAUAAAUUGUGUACACAAAUCAAUAAGUUGAAGAUAUGCAAAGAGAAAAUGGAUUAGUUGAAAUCAAUAUACAUUAGAGUACAUCCACUCUACUCUCAGUUCUGUAGAUUUUAAGGUGUUCUCCCCUUUAUCAUUGGACUAUUAUUAGAUUAGUAGAAAAGAU
Messenger RNA from Heterobilharzia americana, 603 nucleotides. Lineage: Eukaryota; Metazoa; Platyhelminthes; Trematoda; Strigeidida; Schistosomatidae. The record is from the annotation of a GenBank genome assembly.